This is a messenger RNA of Gastrolobium bilobum, 2017 nucleotides long. RefSeq lists its product as uncharacterized. Gene Ontology annotation, cellular component: cortical microtubule. NCBI's taxonomy places the organism in Eukaryota, Viridiplantae, Streptophyta, Magnoliopsida, Fabales, Fabaceae. The coding region runs from base 12 to 1778 and encodes 588 amino acids. Gene Ontology annotation, biological process: cortical microtubule organization. The record is from RefSeq and is a predicted model, not a curated record. The transcript is spliced from 5 exons.
UUGUGUUAAACAUGAUGAGUAACAGGAAUGGGAGAGACUCUUUAUUGGGAUCCCUUAACCAUCACCGUAGAGGUCAGAGCUUCAAUGGGGUUGCCAACAAUGAUGACAACCUUGAUCUCUUCUCCAAGAAUCGCCGCUCUCUUUCUGUUGCUUCUUCUGAUGACUCUUCUGAUGUUUCUGUGAAACUGGGGAGGCUCUCAGUUGGAGGACCAGCAAAACCAGCCAGAAGUGGGAUUGAUGAUCUAUUAUCAGCUGCGGAAGGAGGAAAGCAUGAUUAUGAUUGGCUUCUCACUCCCCCGGGGACCCCAGUUUUUCCAGCAUCAGAAGGCGAAUCCCAGUCAACUUUAGUGCCUCCAAGGAGAAGUAUGAGUAGAUCAACUUCUACCACUAAGGCUUCAAGGCUUUCAGUCUCACAAUCCGAGAACUCCAAUCACUCUAGACCAGCAAGAAGCAGUUCAGUAGCUCGCCCUUCCAUCUCCACUUCACACUCACAGUACAGUACCUAUUCUUCAAACAGAUCCUCUACCUCAAUCCUUAACACAAGCUCUGCCUCAGUUUCAUCUUACAUUAGACCAUCUUCCCCUAUAACCCGCUCUACAACUACAACAAGGCCUUCCACUCCCUCUUCCCGCACCACACCAUCAUCAAGGUCUUCAACACCCUCAAAAGUACGGUCAGUUUCCACUAGCUCCUCUAGUGACAAACAUAGACCAUCAUCACAAAGCUCAAGGCCAUCCACUCCUAGUUCUAGGCCUCAUAUUCCUGCAAACUUACACUCCUCAUCUUCUCCAUCAACUCGGUCACUGUCACGCCCUUCUACUCCCACUCGUAGGAGUUCAAUGCCAUCUCUAUCUCCAUCUCCUUCUCCUUCCCCUACUACAGCUUCUUCAACUUCAUCUGGCCGUGUUCCAUUAACCGGGCGCAGUUCAGCACCGGUAUCAAGAGCAAGCUCACCAAGCCCCCGAGUCCGGCCACCACCACAGCCAGUUGUUCCACCUGAUUUUCCCCUUGAAACACCACCAAACCUUAGAACAACAUUACUUGAUAGGCCAGUUUCUGCAGGCAGAUCCCGUCCUGGAUCUGUCACUCUGAAGGGAAACAAUUCUGAAACUCAAGCCUCAGUUAAUAUGCCAAGGAGACAUUCAUCUCCUAUUGUGAGUAGGGGGAGAUUGACAGAACCUGCUGGGAAAAGCCGUGGCUAUGCCAAUGCAAAUGGCCAUCAUGCUGAUGUUCUUGAGCCUAGGAAAGUUCCACAUGCUCCUGAGGUAGUUGCAAGGAAAUCAGUUAAGGCUUCAACCACUACCACUGACAACUCAGGGUUUGGGAGGACUAUCUCCAAGAAAUCCUUGGAUAUGGCUAUUAAGCACAUGGAUAUAAGAAACAGCUCAGGAAAUCUUCGUUCACUAUCAAGCACCACAUUAUUUCCUCAAAGUAUUCGAAAUUCCACUCCCAAGAGUCACUCUCAUCGAGUUUCGAGUGCUCCAGCGUCUGUUGACAUUAAUGGAAGCAUGCUAAGCAGUAACAAUGGUGCUAAUUUUGAUGUGGGAAAUGGUAUUAAUAGGAAUAUGAUAAAAGGAAGAGAGAGAGAUGAAAAACAAUACUCUGCAAAACUGAGUGAAGUGGACAUCUAUGAGAGUUCUCGUUAUGAUGCACUAUUGCUUAAAGAAGAUUUGAAGAAUACAAACUGGCUGCAUGGUGCUGAUGAUGAUAAAUGUGAUCAAGGCCUCAUAUUUGAUAAUGGAUUUGAGCACCUGCCUGAACCUUUUGGUCUCUUGUAGCAUCCAAAAAGGUUCUGCUGAGAGCAUUUUGUAACAUGCUAUUUAUGUUCUGAUUGUUAUCUCAAUUUUUUGAAAGGAUGGGAUAUUUCAAUAUAAAGCUCCAAGGUGGAGAAGUGAAGCUGCAUUAUAUGUUUUCUGCAAUCAGCAGUGAAAUCAGUGGAUUUAACUUUGAUCUUUCUGUUAGAAAAGCAAUGCAGGAAAAAAUUACAUGCAAAGAGGUCCAAGUUUCUUUGGGUGGA